This is a messenger RNA of Camelina sativa (false flax), 915 nucleotides long. RefSeq names its product short-chain dehydrogenase reductase 3a-like. The record is from RefSeq and is a predicted model, not a curated record. NCBI's taxonomy places the organism in Eukaryota, Viridiplantae, Streptophyta, Magnoliopsida, Brassicales, Brassicaceae. Gene Ontology annotation, molecular function: oxidoreductase activity.
UCUAAUUUAUCUACUUUGUGUGAAUGCAGAAGAUUGGAUGGCAAAAUCGUGAUUAUAACAGGCGGAGCCAGCGGGAUCGGAGCCGAAUCCGCUAGGCUGUUCGCUGACCACGGAGCUAAAGUGGUCAUGGUUGACGUGCAAGAAGAGCUAGGUCAAAACGUUGUCGUUUCAAUGGGUAGCGACAGAGCAAGUUUUUACCGUUGCGAUGUUUCGAACGAAACAGAGGUGGAGAACGCCGUUAAGUUCACCGUCGAAAAACACGGAAAGCUAGACGUUCUGUUUAGUAACGCCGGUGUCAUUCUGUUUAGCCAACCGGGCGUCGUGGAAACGCCGGCAAGCAUACUCGACUUGGAUCUCGAAAAGUUCGACCGAACAAUGGCGGUGAACGUUCGUGGAGCGGCUGUGUUUAUCAAACACGCGGCACGUGCCAUGGUGGAGAAAGGCACGCGUGGUUCCAUCGUUUGUACGACCAGCGUUACGGCGGAGGUUGGUGGUCAGGGAUCUCAUGAGUACACGGCGUCGAAGCAUGGGCUCGUUGGGCUGAUUAAAUCGGUUUGUGGCGAUUUAGGGACACACGGGAUAAGAAUAAACGGCGUCGCACCGUUUGCGGUAGCCACGGGGAUGACUAGCCACGACGAGGAGACGGCGAAGCAGGUUGAGGGGUAUUGCGAAGCUAAAGGGAUUCUUAAAGGUGUUGUGUUGAAGGCUCGUCACGUGGCAGAAGCUGCUCUGUUUCUUGCUUCUGAUGAUUCGGCUUAUAUCAGUGGUCAGAACGUAGCAGUGGAUGGUGGUUUUUGCGUCGUUAGGCCUAUUUGAAACUGUAUAUUCCCUCUGUUUCACAAAGAGUGUCAUUUUGACACAAUGCACACAAAUUAAGAAAAGAUAUAAUUAUACAUGUUUACUCCUAUUUAAUAA